CGAUGAAUGGUCAAAAACCCGGGUGUCCCGUUUUAUAUUGGAUCGCCUGUAAACGCCUGCCCGUACAUCAUUACUCUCGGUGCGCAUGCUUUCUCCGGUCGCUGAGGCUGCCGGAUUGGCCGGCUGACUCGCUGGCGUGACCCCAAAAUGGGAACAGAGACAUGAUGGCGAACUCGUCUUCGUUCUGUCCUCACAACCCAAGCGCUCGCUCGACCUGUCCCCUCUCCUCACUCUCUCUUAUGCUUGCAACACAUACGUCGCCCCCGGCGGUCCGGCUCGCCAAGCAUCUCGAGCAGAUCGGCUAUUGCCCGGACCCCAAAUCGACCUCGGCUGCCUCUACCACGACCGAGAGCCUCGUCGAAAUCCUCGAGUGGAUCUUUGAAGUCCGCGGAGCCGAGCGAUUUCUCGACUGGGUGCUGCAAGUUUUGAGCGACCCGGGAUGCUAUGGCGUGCUGACGCUCGAGGAAGUCGAAGCGCUGCGAGAAGUUCGGGACAUGCUCGGAGUUGACAUUGAGUCUGCCCGGGACUUUGACUUGAGUGUCGAUGGAGAUCCCAACGACUCGGAACAAGCGAUAGAAAUCGAGCUCCAGGAGCUGCAAGCCCAAUUGACCCGGCUCGAGCAGCACGAAGGUCGACUGACGGCCCAACAGGAGCGGCUGAACUGCACCAAAGCCGCUCUGCAGAGCCAGAUUGGACUGACCGAGUCGGCGCUGCGGCAGAUCCAUGAAUCCGAGACCAGCGAGGCGGCCGAAAUCGAGCGGAUCUCGAUCAGCGUCGACUCGACUAUCCACGAUACCAUCAACGAGCUCACCGAGACCCUUGCGCACCUCUCGGCCGACGGCGACGACAAGCGCGAUUCGCUGUUCUUCUACCACGCCAUCGAGGACUUUGGUGCACUGAUCGCCGAGCACGAACAGCUCUCCAAAGAUCUCGAGGACCUAUGCGAGUCGUGGUUCAACACGAUGCCAAUGUCCGAAGACACCCACGACUAUGCCGCCAAUCUCAGUUUUGGCGACGAACUUGCCCGACUGGAGUCGCUAUAUACGGGCACGGAGCAAAACUUGCUCGAUUCACAGCUCAAGCUCAUUGAAGCCAAGACGACGCUGGAAGUACUCCAGGAAGAAACUCAGAGGGGCCUGCAAACUGGAUUCCCGGUGGCCCAUGUCUGCGAACGUAAAUCCAAGGACUAUAUCCAAGCCAGUCACGAUCUGGCCAGCACGAUCGAGAAAACUAUUCAGGCACGCUGCCUGCCUGUCUGGUCCGAAAAGCUCGCCCACCAGAGCACGUAUCAGCCCAUCUUGCAGAUCGACUACGAGAUGAGGAAAGCGCAGCUGCAACAGGAGUACAAAGAUUACGAGCAAGUGAAGCGGCUGUAUCUGGAGCAGCAAGUUCAUUUGCAGUUACUGACGCUUUCCCUUGAGGCUGAGAAGCACCGGUUCAGGAGAAUAUCCCACACGCUCCAGUCCAUCAUCAGUCAGCUCGAAGAGCGCAAAACUCAGAUUGAACAGCGUCGAUCCUGGAUCAACUCGUCAGAGUUACUGCCCUCCUCGGCGGAAGCAUCAACCUUCAGCAGCAGUGAUGUGUUUCUGCAGAGUAUUGACAGCGCCCUCAAUGGCGGCAUGCCUGCCAACCAAACAGAUGCAGCCUCGACAGUGAUCACAUCGGUGACAGGGCUCUACGACAGGGCCUCGGCACUUGUCGUCCGCCAUGACCAAGCACGCGAGAACCUGGCAGGACUUGUUCAGCAGCUUGCCAAGCAGGUUGACGAAAUUGAGACUCUUCAAUCCUCUCUCUGGAAGCACACAACUCGCCACCGCGCUGGCGGCAAGAUCCUGCUGGCGCCGAAGGAGCUGUACCGUCUGCAGGGGCAGGUGCAGCAGAAAGUCAGGGAGCUACCCGAAGUCGUCCAGAAGGCAACCGAGGCGCUACGCCAUAUGAAGCAGUAGCCCGGAUGUCUGGCCAGACUCUGCAGACCGGGGGGCAUCAACCGGAGCCGCGUUAUAAUAGACAUGAUGAUUUGAAA
Molecule: messenger RNA, 2023 nt
Organism: Polychytrium aggregatum
Lineage: Eukaryota; Fungi; Chytridiomycota; Chytridiomycetes; Polychytriales
Exons: 13
Coding region: 162-1946 (594 amino acids)
Biological process (GO): centrosome cycle; spindle assembly
Cellular component (GO): mitotic spindle; HAUS complex; centrosome
Source: RefSeq, a predicted model, not a curated record